Messenger RNA from Dufourea novaeangliae, 5092 nucleotides. RefSeq names its product clustered mitochondria protein homolog (gene clu). Gene Ontology annotation, biological process: intracellular distribution of mitochondria. Gene Ontology annotation, cellular component: cytoplasm. The coding region runs from base 208 to 4449 and encodes 1413 amino acids. NCBI's taxonomy places the organism in Eukaryota, Metazoa, Arthropoda, Insecta, Hymenoptera, Halictidae. The record is from RefSeq and is a predicted model, not a curated record. The transcript is spliced from 17 exons. Gene Ontology annotation, molecular function: protein binding; mRNA binding.
CGUUCGAAACACACGUGCAGUAGAGAAAAGCGGCUCGGCGCUCGGCUCAGUGUGCUCCGAACUGUUAGUGUGCUGCCUCGUAAAAAAGGGACGAACGUCGUUUAGGGGCGACUUUCUAAGAAGUGUGCGCGUGUGUUACUGCGGGAUUAGGACGUGCCGGGUGAUCCGGUAGCUGUACGAACAUUCUUAUAGAAUUGUCAGAGGGAAAUGACACUGGGCGCACAAAUCGAGGCUUCUGCAGAGAACGGGAGUCUGAAAAUCUCGCUGCUGAACGGCGACGAGGAUCGAACGGGUACUGAUUUGAAGCAGAACAUGGAAGAUACAGGAAGCACUAGCGUGUCCACGAAAAAUGUUGUCGAAAAGGGGGAAGUUGAGGCCACAAAGGAGGAUGGGAAUGAGAAGGAGAAAGAGACAGAGAAAGACAAAGACAAAGACAAAGACAAAGACAAAGACAAGGACAAGGAAAAGGAGAAUGAUAAGAAGAGUGAUAAAAGUGAAAAGGAAGUGGAUGGAAACAAAGAUAAAGAUAAAGAUGCUGGAAAUGAGCAAGAGGUUGUUUUCAUUCAAGACAUGGGAUUCACUGUUAAAAUUGUUAGUCCAGGUGCAGAGCCUUUCGAUAUUCAGGUCUCCAGUAUGGAAUUGGUCCAGGAAAUCCAUCAGCUGCUGAUGGAUCGAGAGGACACCUGCCACCGCACUUGUUUCUCCCUUCAACUCGAUGGCAAUACGUUAGAUAACUUUGCCGAGUUGAAGAACAUCGAAGGUUUGAAGGAAGGCUCGAUAAUUAAGGUGGUGGAGGAGCCGUACACAAUGCGAGAAGCCCGUAUACACGUUCGACACGUUCGAGAUUUAUUGAAGUCUGUAGAUCCCGCCGAUGCUUACAACGGUGUCGAAUGUAGCAGCUUGUCGUUCCUCAACGUGGUCACUAAUGGUGACAUUCUCGAAAAGAAGAAGAGCAGAGCAGAUUCAGUCGAUUGUACACCGCCUGAUUAUAUUAUACCUGGUUGUAAAGACAGGCCUUUAUUACCUUUACAACCGCAAGCUAAGGAGCAAAAAUGUCCUCCAUGCUUAAAAGUUUUAACGACAUCCGGAUGGAAUCCUCCACCUGGACACAGGAAGCUUCACGGUGACUUGUUAUAUUUGCAUGUGGUAACGCUGGAGGAUAAGCAGUAUUAUUUGACUGCCUGUGCCAGGGGGUUCUUUGUUAAUCAGUCAACAAAAGAGGUGUUCAAUCCAAAACCGGCGAUCCCAAGCCAUCUGUGUCACAGCUUAAUCGAGCUACUGAACCAGCUCAGUCCAGCAUUUAAACGGGGUUUCGCUGCUAUGCAAAGGAGGAGAACGCAGAGGCAUCCGUUUGAAAGAGUUGCCACACCUUAUCAGCUGUACGCGUGGAGUGCACCGCAAAUUGAACAUACAAUCGAUGCAAUACGCGCUGAAGAUACUUUCUCUUCCAAGUUGGGGUACGAAGAACAUAUCCCCGGACAAACUAGAGACUGGAACGAGGAACUACAAACAACGAGAGAGUUACCUCGCAAAAACUUACCCGAAAGACUGCUUAGAGAACGUGCUAUUUUUAAAGUUCACAGUGAUUUCGUCGCUGCCGCGACUCGCGGGGCAGUAGCUGUGAUAGAUGGUAACGUGAUGGCAAUAAAUCCUGGAGAAGAGGCGAAAAUGCAGAUGUUUAUUUGGAACAAUAUUUUCUUCUCUCUUGGAUUCGACGUGAGGGAUCAUUAUAAAGAACUGGGCGGUGACGCUGCCGCUUUUGUCGCCCCACGCAACGACUUACAAGGUGUCAGAGUGCACGCCGCUGUAGAUUUGCCUGGCCUUUACACCCUUGGUACUGUUGUGAUUGACUAUAGAGGAUAUCGUGUCACCGCUCAGUCAAUCAUCCCAGGAAUCUUGGAGCGUGAGCAGGAGCAAUCCGUUGUUUACGGCUCUAUUGAUUUUGGGAAAACAGUUCUCACGCAUCCGAAGUACCUUGAAUUGUUAAACAAAGCCGGUCAGCAAUUGAAAAUUCUUCCUCACAAAGUCAUCAAUGAUGCCGGAGAAGAAAUCGAACUUUGUAGCAGUGUCGAAUGCAAGGGUAUCAUUGGAAAUGACUCUCGACAUUACGUACUCGAUUUGCUGAGAACCUUCCCGCCCGAUGUCAAUUUCCUUAAAUUGGAAGGCGUAGAACUGAGCAAGGAAGCAAGAGCACUAGGUUUUCCAAUUGAACAUAAGCACAGACUGGCUUGUCUUCGUCAGGAAUUGAUGGACUCUUUCGUUGAGGCUAGAUACGUUCAAUUUAUUAAACACGCUGCUGUUCAUCUUCAACAACUGACGUCUGCUAGGAGGGUACAAAAGGAAAAGGAAACCAUUACUAAGGAAGGUAAGAAGGAAGAAUCGAACGCCAUUACAGUGGAUAGCAACAAAGAAGAUUCGACUCAAUCGGUUAUUGAAGCCGACGAAGCCAAAAAAAUUGUAGAAAGUAUUACCGACUCCAUUACUGGAGGAGAGAAACAAGAAUUGGAGGAAAGUACGAAAGAAAUAGUACGUCGAGCGGCAGCAGCAGUUGGUAGUUUGCAAGAAGCUGAAUUUGAUGUCAGGUUUAAUCCAGACGUAUUUUCUCCGGGUGUACGACAUCCGGAUCCAAAUGGUCCUGCGCUCAAGAAACAAAAGCAGUUGGUGCAGGACGCCGCUGACUUUUUAUUGACUGUACAGAUCCCAACAUUUAUCCGCGAAUGUUUGGAUCAUACAGCUGCAGCGAUGGACGGCAGUACAUUGGUAGAGGCUUUACAUGGAAGAGGUAUCAAUGUUCGUUAUCUUGGUAAACUGGCCACUAUGUUAGCCGCGGUUCCACAAUUGCAAUAUUUUAACCGCAUUGCUGUUUCGGAGCUUCUUUUGCGUUCUGCCAAACAUGUCUUCACAGUUUACAUGCAGGGUACAGAACUAAUGAGUCUUUCCGCUGCAAUUAGCCAUUUUUUGAAUUGCUUAUUGUCCUCCGCACAAAUUAUUCAUCCGCAACAAAAUCUGGAAGAGCUUCAGAGUAAAACUGCAAAGCGGCGCAAUAAACGGAAAGGUAGAAAUAAUGGUCCGCAACAAUCCGAGGUGGAAUGGGCUUCCUUGACGCCUAAGUCACUCUGGCAACAAAUCAGAGCUGAUCUAAAGAGUUAUUACGACUGGGAAACACCAUGUCCGGAGUCGCUGGACGCCACGAUAGAUCAUUUUCAUCUACAAAAGAUCUCUUUGCUACGUGGUUUCUGUAUAAAGACUGGCAUACAAAUAUUAUUACGCGAAUACAAUUUCGAGAAUAAAAACAGGGCCACAUUCUUUGAGGAAGACAUACUAAAUAUAUUCCCCGUUGUGAAGCAUAUCAACCCUAGGGCUAGCGAUGCAUACAACUUCUACACAACGGGUCAAAGCAAAAUCCAACAAGGUUAUCUGAAGGAUGGUUACGAACUGAUCAGCGAAGCACUAAAUCUCCUGAAUAACGUGUACGGUGCCAUGCAUCCGGAAAUUGCACAGUGUCUUAGAAUGCUUGCUCGAUUGAAUUAUAUAAUGGGUGAUCAUGGCGAAGCUCUGGCCACUCAACAGAAAGCAGUACUAAUGUCAGAAAGAGUUAAUGGAAUCGACCAUCCAUACACUAUUACUGAAUAUAUUCAUCUUGCACUGUACUCUUUCGCAAAUGGUCAAGUUUCUGUCUCACUGAGGUUACUGUACAGAGCACGUUACCUGGCCUUAUUAGUUUACGGCGAAGAUCAUCCGGAAGUGGCGUUACUCGAUAGCAAUAUUUCCUUGAUACUCCAUGCUGUUGGAGAAUACGAACUGUCGCUUCGCUUCUUGGAGCACGCGUUGGCCUUGAAUCUCCGGUACCACGGACCCCGAUCCUUGAAGGUCGCUGUCUCUUAUCACUUGGUCGCAAGAACGCAAUCUUGCAUGGGUGAUUUCCGUGCAGCUCUAAACAACGAAAAAGAAACUUACGCUAUAUACAAGCAACAGUUGGGCGAGGACCACGAGAAAACCAAAGAGAGCAGCGAUUGUUUGAGACACCUCACGCAGCAAGCGGUUGUGUUGCAGAAGAAGAUGAACGAAAUUUAUACAGGAAAGUCAGGUGUCAGUCUGCCACCUAUCCAGGUGCAGCCGCCCAGCAUGGGCUCGGUACUCGACAUGCUGAACGUGAUCAACGGUAUUUUAUUUGUUCAAAUCAGUCAGCAGGAUAUCGAGAACUUCAAAGCGGAAAUAGAAAAACGCCAAAAGGAACAGACCCCUGACGGAGAAACGAAAGCUAUUCAAAACGAGAACAAAAAGGAAGAAAAGGACAAUAAUAAGAAAGAAGAGAAGGAGAAUAAGAAGAACGAAAAAGAGAGCAAGAAAGAAGAAAAAGAAAAUAAGAAGAUAGAGACACAGAAGGUUGAGUCGAAUAAGCUGGAGGAGAACAAAAAUACGUUAGAACCACUAGUUGCAGAGAGCUGAGCUCAUUUCGAUCCGCGAACAAUGAUACUUAGUAGUUUUUUUCUUUUUUUUUUCUCGGAAUCCUAGUCUUUCCCAGCCCGCAUCCAGUCUUCGUAAAGAGUAACGAGAGUAAGGUAUACAAAAUUGGGAUAAAAUUGCAGUGUUUACUCGAUAAAUGUGCCGAAUAUCGUUCGGUAUAUUGCACGUGUGCAAUCUGCUGUCAGGUUCGAACAUUUCGGAUAGUGUGGCGAUAUUAACGGUAUUGCGUCAAAUCCUCCGGGAAACAUUUUUACCUGGCUGUUCGCAAUGCUCGAUUUUACGCCAAGCCGCAGAAUUUCUUUGACUGAUUUAUGACUGCAUACAAGCACUGGUUCUUCACUUGUGUAAAUAGUUCUAAACAGGGAAAAAAAGAAAUACGUUGCCUUAACGGCGCAUGCUUAUCGCCGCGACUGUUCACGAUUCGAUUAGUUCGCGAAUUUCAAUGUAUUACCAUGAAUUAGUGGCGUUUCGCGUGUUCUCUAAAGGCUCAAUUAAUCGUACUUCAUAACAAAGGCCAUUGGUAUUACAGACGUUACUAUUCUAUUAAUCGACAAAAUAAUCAGCGUCUGUUCCAACGUACUACACAAGUGUUGUUAAUCUCAAACCAAACGCGCGAAGUACCAGG